UUUUUGUAAAAUUUCAAUCUGACGUUCGAGUUCAAAAGUCAAAUAAUAUUGUAAAAAUAUUUUCGUCUCGCUGCGAUCUUCGUUUUAUCUCUAUUUUAAUAACAAACACGACGGGAACUAUAAAUAACCGUGUUACUCAUGAGUCUGGCCGAACAUUUGAGUACUGUGCCGAUAUAAUAAAGGAGAGCUUGUGGUUAAUUUGUGUUUACAUUUAAGUUUUACGACCACAGUAACAAAAUGCGGUACAUAUUUAUUACGGCAGUAUUUAGCGCAGUUUUCGCUUAUGAAAAAGACAUGACUUUUACUGUACAAGCGGGAAAAAUGGACUGUUUCUUCCAGAAGGUUUUAGUGAAUGAAUUAAUUGAUAUAGAAUAUCAGGUGAUAGACUCGUCGCACGGCGACCACGACAUCUCGUUCCAGCUGGUGGACCCGCUGGGCCGCUCCGUGGUGGCGGACUACAAGAAGCCCGACAACGCGCACAGACACACCUCACUCGUCGAGGGAGACUACAAGUUCUGCUUUGACAACACGUUCAGCACCUUCAGCGAAAAGACUGUAUUUUUCGAUCUCCUGAUAGACACUGAAGAGCCAGAACCAAAAGAUUAUGAUGAUGACAAGGAGCUGGAAUUAGGCACCUCAGCGGAAACCUACAUGAUGCGAGUCAAAGACAUAUCAGACUCUGUCUCCAAGCUCAAAGACAAUGUGUCGACCGCUAGAAGAUUGCAGGAGCUACUCUCUGCCCACGAAGCCAGGGAUAGGAACCUCGCUGAAGAUAUGUGUGACAGGGUUUUGAAGUGGUCAAUGGGUCAGAUCAUACUUAUGACUGUGGUUGGAGUCACACAGGUAUAUUUCCUGAAAAGUCUAUUCCAAGAUCCGAACAAUAGUAAUUUCCAAAAAAUGGUUCCCAACUUCAUGUCACAAUGAUUGACAUGGAUCUCAAUCAAUCAAUCAAUCAGCCUGUUAGCGUCCACUGGACAUAAGCCUUCCCAAGAGACCACCACACAAGGUCCUCCGCCUUCCUCAUCCAUCCACUUCCCGCUACCUUAAGGUCAUCAGUCCAGCGGGUUGGAGGUCAUCCCACACUGCGCUUGCUGAUACGCGGUCUCCACUCCAGAACUCGUCUG
Maniola jurtina (meadow brown) is the source of this 1124-nucleotide messenger RNA. RefSeq names its product transmembrane emp24 domain-containing protein 5-like. Bases 238 to 924 code for a protein of 228 amino acids. Gene Ontology annotation, biological process: Golgi organization; intracellular protein transport; endoplasmic reticulum to Golgi vesicle-mediated transport. The record is from RefSeq and is a predicted model, not a curated record. Gene Ontology annotation, cellular component: endoplasmic reticulum; endoplasmic reticulum-Golgi intermediate compartment; Golgi apparatus. Lineage: Eukaryota; Metazoa; Arthropoda; Insecta; Lepidoptera; Nymphalidae. The transcript has 7 exons.